UGAUCAAUGUUUACUUGCACAAGCAAACAGAGUUGAAGUGCAACGCAAGUUUGAAAUUGGAUUCCAGGAUUAAUAAACCCUCCAAAAACCCCACAAGAACAACAGAGAAACCCUUUGUUACUUCCAGGCUCAUCAAUCAACCCAUCCCAAAAAAAAAAAAAAAGAAGAAGAAAAUGGAACCUUCUCAUUCUCAAAUGGAAACCCCUCCUUUGUCUUCUAAGGAAUCCCGCAUUAACCGCUACAAGCCCAUUUGGCGCAUUCUCUUGAUUUCCAAUCUCGCUCUUGGAGGGAUGCUCUAUGAAGUGAGAGGGGCAAGUGAUCUAGCUUACAUGUUUGCAAAGGCAAGAAAGAAGAAUUCAAGCAUUGUGGAUAACAAACCUGCUAAAAUAGAGAUGGAGCCGGACAAGAGUAAAACUGAAGCAGAUGUUUCUUCUGCUCCAUUGACACCUACCCCAGUUUAUGAGGAACCACCAAUCUUUCCGGUUGUUGCAACACCACCGAAGAUAUUGGAGCCUAUACCUGAAGAUCAGCAGCGUGAACUUUUUGAGUGGAUAUUGGAAGAGAAAAGAAAAGUCAAGCCUAAGGAUCCUGAAGAAAGAAAAAGAAUUGAUGAAGAGAAGGCCAUUCUCAAGCAGUUUAUUCGUGCCAAAUCUAUGCCUAGAAUUUGACUGGGGCCUCUCCUCCUAUUGACAAAUUGUUGUUGUAAUGAAGAACAAGUCACUGUUAAGUGUGGUUUUGAAAAAUCGCAUACCAAAGAUGGGCUUUUGGUUUUUGUUGCCCAUCUCUUAUGAGAUUGGAUAUUAAGAACUUGUAUUAGAUUUAACUGCAGUACUCACUGGUCUAAGACAUUCAUCACGUCUGCUUCCUCCCAAACUAAUUGAAUCUUCUCGA
Theobroma umbraticum is the source of this 891-nucleotide messenger RNA. RefSeq lists its product as uncharacterized. The record is from RefSeq and is a predicted model, not a curated record. NCBI's taxonomy places the organism in Eukaryota, Viridiplantae, Streptophyta, Magnoliopsida, Malvales, Malvaceae.